Molecule: messenger RNA, 495 nt
Organism: Emiliania huxleyi CCMP1516
Lineage: Eukaryota; Haptophyta; Isochrysidales; Noelaerhabdaceae
Exons: 1
Coding region: 1-495 (164 amino acids)
Source: RefSeq, a predicted model, not a curated record
AUGGCGACCGCGGAAGAGGAGAACUAUGAGACACACAAGGAGCUCAUCAAGAAGCUGAGCGAAAGUGCGGGAGAGGAGAACUUUGAGACACACAAGGAGCUCAUCAAGAAGCUGAGCGAAAGUGAGGACCGCCCGCAUGUGGAGGGAAAGCUCGCCAGGAAGCUGUCCGUCGAGGAAGAGGAGAACUUUGAGACACACAAGGAGCUCAUCAAGAAGCUGAGCGAAAGUGCGGGAGAGGAGAACUUUGAGACACACAAGGAGCUCAUCAAGAAGCUGAGCGAAAGUGCGGGAGAGGAGAACUUUGAGACACACAAGGAGCUCAUCAAGAAGCUGAGCGAAAUUGAGGACCGCCCGCAUGUGGAGGGAAAGCUCGCCAGGAAGCUGUCCGCCGACGUUGACCCCGAGACGGGCGUUUCGGAAGUGGAGAACUAUGACACACACAAGGAGCUUAUCAAGAAGCUGAGCGCGGAAGCGAAUCUCAGUGCCGCUGCCUGA